GAACUGUUGCAAUAUUUUUGCUGAUUUUGGUCUGUGUAGACUGGCUAGGGACCAUGCUAAGCUCCUUGACUGAGGUCCAAAAACAUGGUAGCAAAGAACUGUGCAAAUUUUUGCAAACCUGAACUGAUGACAAAUUAUGGCACAAAAAAGUCGCAGAAAAUUAAGUGUUGUGAUUAUACCCAGCUCGUAGUCAUCAUCUAAAAGCAUAUUCAUUGAAAACUCUCGUUCUUUGGUGGUACACCAGGCUCAGUUUUUGUUGAAUUAAGUGGCACACACAAUGAGCCUUAUUUGAAAGGGCAUGGCACAGCUUCCAUGAUGAUGUGUUCUCACUCCACAUACGCGACUUGCAAGAUGACACAGUUGUAGCGGACAUUAGGUAUGGUCUAUGGCAUCAAGAUCAGCAAAUAGCAAAUGAAAUCAUCAUGAACACCCCUCCAAUAGCAAACGACCUCCCAUCCAAAAGCAUAGCUGACCUGCCACUCGAUGGCAAAUCUGGUGCCAACUUUACAGACACGUUCUUUGAUCCGAAUCUGAAUCCAUUGGCAGCAAACCCUGCACACGACAUGGCAGGGGUGCAGACUGUAGUUCCACCAGGUGACCUGAAUGAAGAGAAUGCAGCAGAGAAUACAGUAUUGCCGCUAAAAGAUGAGCAAAGCAAUGUAGAAAAUGAGUUACUUGUUUCCCCUUCAAAACCAGAAGGGGAUGUGGCUAUGUCCACAGAAGACAAAAGCAGUCCAGACUCGGACCGGCCGUCUGGUUCCCCAGAAAUCAAACUUAAGAUCAAGAGGACAUUUCUACGUGGUCGCGAGAAGCUAACAUCGUCCUUGCUUUCUGACGGAAGCAGCCCUGAGGAAGCUGGGCCCAGCAAGAAACGGAAGAAGAAGUUGCUGGAACAGGGAGAGCAUAAUAACGAAGAUCAAACUCAAGAUGUUAUAUGCAAGCAAAGUCCGCCCGGAAAGAAAGGCAAACGGGGUCGUAAAAAGAAAGCUGUGGAUCUCUCCCCAACUGCAGUGGAACAUCCCAGUUCUGCCGUUGCAUUGACAACCCCUGAUGUCGGCACUCCUUUGUUACCAGCAGCUGGUCAUCCGAAAGGUGCUCUAAAUUUACAGGCCUUGGAAGAGAGAAUGCCCCCCAAAUGGUUGGUUGGAGACUUGGUAUGGGGAAAAGUGAGUGGACAUCCCUGGUGGCCAUGUAUGGUGGCCUAUGACCCAGUGGAAGGGGUAUACACCAAGUUUAAAGGAGGUGCCAUCCGGGCCUCCAGGCUGUACCACCUCCAGUUCUUCGGGGACGUUGCAGAGCGAGGCUGGGUGGGUGAGAGGAGCACAGUGAAGUUUGAGGGUAAGGACCAGUACGAACAAGUGUUGGAAGACAGCAUCAAACACAUCACCAACACUACACAGCGCAACCAAGCCAGGAAGAAAAGCGCAGUGAAGCAGUCUCGGAAGGCAGCUUGGGAAGUGGCCCUCCAGGCAGCAGAGGAGGCCCUCCCUCUCUCACUUCUUGAGCGGAAGCAACAGUACACCUUCAAGUAUGACACUGCCCCGUCUGAAACAGCUGAGGAAGACACAGCCCCUCCAGCUACCACCCCGGCAGGAGGGAAGAAAAGGGGGCGGAAGAGGAAAUCUGCUGUGGCAGCUGCAGGUGCUGUGUCCUUGCAGUCUGAUGACACAGACAACGAAGAAGAGCACCUAGUGAAGAAGAAAAGGAAAGUGGUUAAGAAAACACCAACACAAAGCCAGCCAGAAGAAUCUAAGAAGAGAAACAAGUCACAGAAGAAAGAGGUGGAGCGAGCAAGGUUCGAGCUGUUCUGCCAGAAGCAGCGGGAGCAGGUCAUGGUGGACCAUCCAGAUUAUGCCCCCGAGCAGGUACAGGAGGAACUGCAGAUGCAGUGGAACAUUCUCCCAGAUAAACUUAAAGCAAAGUACACCAGCAAGUUCACCUCCACAUCUCAGAACUCUGCCAGUGACAGUGACAUGGACCAGCCAGGUGGGAAGCGUAAACUGGAGAUGACUUCAGGUAGCCCCACCAAGCAAGAGAAGAAAGUGCCCCCAAAGGGCCAGCCCUCGUCACCAAAGAAAAGAAACACAGCAGGAAAGUCUUCUGAGGCUGACUUGAAGUCCAGUGUAGACCAGUGCAUCAACAGCAUCCUGGCCCUGUCCCAGUCUGACAGUGCUGAGUCCUCCUACCCUUCCACCCCCGGCCAAGUGGACUCUCCCGCAGCCCCAUUUGAAAGCCUUCCCAUGAAAAAGAGAAUACAGAGAAGGGCCGAGGAAGGGGGAAAACCAGCCAGGGAAAAGAAGAUAAAGAAAGGCAGGAAACCCAAAAAGGACAAAGGACAAGAUGUGGGGCCAAACUCUGUUGCAUCAGAAAAAGAGGAAGGAGCACAGAACACAGAUGUGGAAGAGCUGAGUUCUCAGGUGUCUGACCACGAGUCAGAAGAGUCCAGUGCUCCCUCCUCCUCGAGUGGUCUCGGGCGCGGCGCGUGGGCUGCCAGCAAGGAGAACCUGUGCCAGGUGUGUGAGCAGGUGGGAGAGCUGCUGCUCUGUGAAGGGUCGUGCUGUGGAGCCUUUCACCUGGACUGUAUCGGCCUGCAGCAGAUGCCUACUGGAACAUUCAAGUGUGACGAGUGCAUCUCAGGUGUACAUACAUGCUUUGUCUGCCGCAAGAGUGAGGCGACCACCAAACGCUGCUCCAUCCCCAUCUGUGGGAAGUACUACCACGAGGAUUGUCUCAGGAAGUUUCCCAACGCCGUCUUUGAAGCGAAAGGUUUCCGCUGCCCCCUUCAUGUCUGUGGAACCUGCGUGGCUGUUGCAGGGGGAGACAUAAAGAAAAUAAAGUCAAGAGGCCGUAUCCUGGCUCGGUGCGUGAGGUGUCCAACAGCCUAUCACGUGAACGACAGCUGCAUUGCUGCCGGCUGCAUUCAGCUGGCCCAGAACAACAUUGUGUGCAGUAACCACUUCCAACCGGUCAAGAACCAAGCACAUCACUCGCACGUCAAUGUGUCCUGGUGCUUCAUUUGCUCCAAGGGUGGAGAAUCACUGUGCUCUGAUGAGCUGGUCGGAAGCUCUGGCAUUUCUGACACGGACGAAACCGCAGGGGGCUCCUACCUUUUGCAGCAACAUUUGCCUGCGGCUGGGGUUACAUGGGGUAGCCUUGCUGUUACCAGAGGUGGAGACCUGCUGUGUUGUGAGAUGUGCCCGGCAGCGUUCCACCCUGCAUGCCUGGGUCUGGAGGACCUGCCAGAGGGAACCUGGUUCUGUCGGGACUGCAGUCUGGGGAAGAAACCUCUGUACAAGGAGAUUGUCUGGGUCAAACUGGGAACCUACAGAUGGUGGCCGGCAGAAAUAGAGCAUCCCUCAAAAAUUCCCCAGAACAUCUACAACAUGCCUCACCAAGUGGGGGAGUUCCCCGUGCGUUUCUUUGGCUCCAACGACUACUUCUGGACCCACCAGGCACGAGUCUUCGCUUUCCAAGAGGGAGACAAGGGGAGCAAGGAGUCUGCAACUUCAAAGGGAAUAGCCAAAGUCUUCAAAAAAGGUGUGGUGGAAGCCACCGAACGGUUCAAGUACCUGCAGACUCAGAGGGAACAGAAGGAGGCACAGGAAAGUCAGCGCAUCGGGAAGAAACCUCCUCCCUUCAAGAUGAUAAAGACGAACAGGCCUGUUGGGAGUGUGCAGAUCUACACGGCCGACCCCUCGGAGAUCCAGCGCUGCGAGUGCAAGCUGACGGAUGAGAACCCGUGCGGUCCGGAGUCGGACUGUCUGAACAGGAACCUGAUGAUCGAGUGCCACCCCGCCGGCUGUCCUGUGGGAGAGAAGUGCCAGAACCAGAGAUUUGUCAAGAGGCAGUACCCUCAGGUGGAGUCCUUCAAGACUCCGGAUGGGAGGGGAUGGGGACUCAAGACUCUGGUAGAUAUCAAAAAGCAUGACUUUGUGUAUGAGUACAUCGGGGAGCUGAUUGAUGAGGAGGAGGUCCAGCGCCGCAUUAAGAAGGCACACGAGGACAACGUGACCAACUUCUACAUGCUGACUCUGGACAAGAACAGGAUCAUCGACGCAGGGCCAAAAGCCAACAUGUCCCGCUUCAUGAACCAUAGCUGCCAACCCAACUGUGAGACACAGAAGUGGAUGGUGAAUGGAGACAUUAGAGUGGGUCUUUUUGCCAUGGAUGAUAUUCCUACAGGUUCAGAACUGACUUUUAACUACAACCUGGACUGUCUUGGCAACGAGAAAACUCCCUGUAACUGUGGUGCCCCAAUCUGCAGUGGGUACAUCGGUGUGAGACCUAAGACAGCAGCAGCAGCCGCGGCAGAGGAGCGAUCUAAGAAUGCCAAGAAGAAGCAGCGGAAGCGGAAGGUGGCCCCGAAGAACGUGAAGAAGGAGCACGAAGACGAGUGUUUCCGCUGCAGCGAAGGCGGAGAGCUGGUCAUGUGUGAUCGGAAGACCUGCCCAAAGGCUUAUCAUGUGACCUGCUUGAACCUGACAAAACCCCCACAUGGGAAGUGGGAGUGUCCUUGGCACCACUGCGAUGUGUGUGGGAAGUUGGCCACUGUCCUCUGUGACGUCUGCCCAAACUCCUUCUGUAAGGAGCAUGGCACUGACGACAACAUCAGCAAACAUCCGUCAGGAAAAAUGAUCUGCCAUGAGCACACAGCAGAGGAAGUGCAAGAAAGCCUCCAAGCACUGGAAGAGAAGCAAAAGAAGGCUCUAACCACAAAAGCUGAGUCUGAAGAUGACGAUAGUGCAGAUAGUGCACCACAAAAACAACAGAACAGUCAACCAAAGAAGAAAAGUCAGGACAAACUCCCUACCGAAGAGGGCACAGUUAAGAAACCGAGGCGUAAACCUAAGCAGAAAGUACAAAAUGGAACCUCAGGGAAAGGGGGCAAACCACUCAAGAAACAGGUUGGUAAGGCAAAGGGAGCAGCAAAGAAAUCCCGUGUAAAUAAGAAAGGUGAAGCAAACUCAGCUGAAGAGCCUGAACAGAUGGUGAAGCAGGAGGCAGCAGAGGUACCCAAAGUCCAGGAUGAUGACCUGGAUGACUUUGAGGGAGAGCUGAUGAUUGACUGUGAUUUGUAGUAAAAUCAAUAAGACUGAACCUUCUCCAUAUUCCUCAUGAAAAUUCAGGAAAAGACACUUCAAUUUUCCCUUUGCAUACAGUGUUACUCUGCUCAGACACAGGUUUCUCAGACAAGUGACUUGUUAACCUACUGGUGACUUCUAGGGUUGCAUUGUUGUUGACUUCACACCAUGGAUGUUUUCGUCAAUUUGUAUAAUGUUUGUAUGCUCCUAUAGAGCUGUAUGUUGAAAACCUGGCAGCACACACAUGAUGGUGCCAGCUUCUUAAGGAUAAUUGUUUCAGCUCAGUCUGACAUUCAAGCACUCAUGAACAAGCAAGAAAUAUUAAUAUUAUACUGUAUAUGCAUUUUGCCAGAAGAAGAAAAUGACAACAUGCCACAAGUCUUAUAACGUGUGUUGUUGAUUUUGUAUACAAUGGUAAAUUAGCUGAUGCCUUUAAGGAAUGCUAUGUGUCUGCUGCAUGCCUACUUUGUCAUUUGUAUGACAGGAAGGUCUCAUAGGUAACUUAGCACUACUUCUAUUCCUUCCACAUACAUGUAUAUCUGUUGUAAUAGAGAGGUAAGGGAUCCUCAGCUGAAUGUGCCCCCAGAACACGUAGAAACAUUCCAGGAAAGCACCUGAGAAUUAAGAGCUGUUUUAUUUGCAUUGUUUUGGUAAUCAUUCUGAUUAUAAAGCAAUCCAAAUAUGUCAAUGGGAUGUAUGCUUGUACAGAAAAAUAUACCGUUACAUGUAAGAUAAAAGCUGAUUCUUAUUUCUUACUCCAACUGGUGCUUCACAUUGUAAAUGAAACUACCACUAACAAUCAGGUCAGUACGAUGAAGACAGAUGUCCAUUGUAUGCAAUUCGUAGUGUUUUUUCUUUCUUCAAUUUUAAGAAUUGAUAAUUUUUUUGUUUUGUAAAAUGAAGUCUAUUGAUGCAAUUUUUAAGAGCUGACCUGUGUAAUAACAUGAAAGUAAUGUGCAGCUGUACUGUAGAAGACUGAGCCAAGUUUUAAGAUGUUUCAAUUCCUGACAAUUGAUGCUGUAUAUCAUGUUGUUUCCGGCCUCCUCGUAAUAGAUGUAUGAUACUGUACACAAGCUUGUGAAUUUUUUCCUGUUUCACAUGAGCGAUGCAUAAUAAACAAAGAACAACUACUA
This is a messenger RNA of Branchiostoma belcheri (Belcher's lancelet), 6214 nucleotides long. Its product is annotated as histone-lysine N-methyltransferase NSD2-like. Gene Ontology annotation, cellular component: nucleus; chromatin. Gene Ontology annotation, molecular function: protein binding; histone H3K36 methyltransferase activity. NCBI's taxonomy places the organism in Eukaryota, Metazoa, Chordata, Leptocardii, Amphioxiformes, Branchiostomatidae. The record is from RefSeq and is a predicted model, not a curated record. Gene Ontology annotation, biological process: regulation of DNA-templated transcription.